Messenger RNA from Chenopodium quinoa (quinoa), 1387 nucleotides. Its product is annotated as ethylene-responsive transcription factor 4-like. The coding region runs from base 106 to 936 and encodes 276 amino acids. The record is from RefSeq and is a predicted model, not a curated record. Gene Ontology annotation, biological process: regulation of DNA-templated transcription. Gene Ontology annotation, molecular function: DNA binding; DNA-binding transcription factor activity. Lineage: Eukaryota; Viridiplantae; Streptophyta; Magnoliopsida; Caryophyllales; Amaranthaceae. The transcript has a single exon.
CUUACCCAUUUCUCAUCUUUACCUUCCUACUUUUUCCAUCCAUUUUCCUCCUUCCUUUCUCAUUGAUAAACAAAACAAAAUCACUUAAAUUCCCAUAUUUUAAUCAUGGCCCCGAAGAUUAUCGGCGGUGCUGCUGGUGGCGGUAUUGGUGUCAAGGUUAAUUCGGCUAAUGGUGGGGUUAAUGUUAAGGAGACCCAUUUUAGAGGUGUUCGAAAGCGGCCGUGGGGGAGAUACGCCGCCGAGAUUCGUGACCCCACGAAGAAGAGCCGUGUCUGGCUCGGAACGUUUGAUACUGCUGAGGAGGCCGCGCGUGCUUAUGAUGAUGCUGCACGCGCUUUUCGCGGUGCUAAGGCUAAAACCAAUUUCCCACUUCCUUCUGAGAUACACAACAACAAUACUCCUUUGAAUAACCUUAACCACCACCACCACCUCCAACACAACACAAACAAUUUGAGUAGUAAUAAUAACAACAACCGAAGUCCGAGUCAGAGUAGUACUGUUGAGUCCUCUAGCCAUGAAAAGCCGGUACCCACGGCGGGGAUGAUGGUUGAAUCUCUACCGUUGGAUCUUAAUCUCGCCGGGAAUUUCGCCGGAGCUACGGCGGUUGGAGUCAGAUUUCCGUUUCAACAAGUGAGUGUUGCUCCGGCGCCGGCGGUUGGUUUUCCGGCGAAUAUGAAUCAGUUUUUCUAUUUCGACGCCAUUGCGAGGCAAAAUCAACCUCAACACCACUUUAUUCAACAAUACAACAACAAUAACCAACAACAGUUCAUGUUCCAUCACGUGCCGGCGAGUAAACGUCACGCGCCGCUGGCGUGCGGUGUUCAGAGCGAUUCCGACUCGUCUUCCGUCGUUGAUUUGAACCACGAUCUUAACAGUGGAACUCCCAGAGGUCUCGAGAUCGAUCUUAACCAACCUCUACCGUCCGAUUUGGCUUGAUCCUAUUUAAUUAUUUUUUUGCGCCGCUUUAAUUAGUGGUGUUUUUCAGGAUCUUAGCUAUAAUUACGAUGGGAUGAGAGGAAGAAAAAUAAAUUUUUUUUUUUAAAAAAAAAAGGAAGUUUUUGUUUUUUUGAAUUUCCUCGGUAUUAUUUUUAGGAAAAAAGAAAAAGAAAAAAUGAGGGUGGAUACAUGGAGCUCCGAUUUGGAUUUGGAUCACCGAAUUUUCUGGGGUUUUUUUUGUAUAGUUUUUUUUAAUUAUCGAUUUAAUUAGAUUUAGCUUAAUUAAGUAUAUUACUUAAGUUAAAAGAUCCAUUUUUGAGGCAGAGAAUAGAGAAGAAAGUGAUGUAAUCUUUGAAUUUCGAAUUCUCUGUUGUUUCAUGAAAAAUACAGUGUAAUUUUCGUACUAUUUUGGAUCAGAUAUAAUCGAUUACCCAUAUAUAAUAUUUUAAUA